UCGGUCCAUUGAUCCCGUAACGUUGUGUCAAAGCGAGUGCCAGCUCCCUCCCUGCAUUCUCUUAGAUAAUGGUCAGCGUAGGAAAUCCAAUCGGACGGCACCAGUAAAGAUUUGGGUCUCAGAGAAGGCGGAGCAGGAGAAGGAGCAGAUACGAAGACGAUGGUGUCGCUGGUAGCAGCAUCGUCGCCGUGGCGGACGGCCACGGUCUUCUCAAUCCCCCACCGAAACUCGCCCUGUGGCAGGAGCCGCCUCCUCUUCCGCCGACUCGCCACCGUGAGGGCCGCUGCUUCCGACGGAAAGGAGGAUGCCCCUUCCAAAGUACGCGUCCGCUUUGCGCCCUCGCCGACCGGAAACCUACACGUGGGUGGCGCUCGGACGGCCCUGUUCAACUAUUUGUUCGCGAGGUCAAGGGGUGGUAAGUUUGUUCUUCGGAUUGAAGAUACAGACUUGGAAAGAUCAACAAGAAAGUCUGAAGAAGCAAUGCUGGAAGACUUAUCCUGGCUUGGUCUUGGUUGGGAUGAAGGUCCGGACAUUGGUGGUGAAUUUGGUCCUUAUCGACAAUCAGAACGGAAUGCUUUGUACAAACAAUUUGCUGAGCAGUUGUUGAAAUCUGAUCAUGUUUAUCGAUGCUUUUGUUCCAAUGAGGAACUUGAAAGGAUGAAGGUGACAGCAAAACUGAAUAACCUGCCUCCUGUGUAUACCGGAAAAUGGGCGACUGCUACAGAUGAUGAAAUAGCACAGGAAUUGGAGAAAGGGACACCAUUUACAUAUCGUUUUCGAGUUCCAAAGGAAGGGACUCUCAAAAUUGAUGAUCUUAUCCGUGGUGAGGUCAGUUGGAACUUGAAUACACUUGGGGAUUUUGUGAUUUUGAGAAGUAAUGGUCAGCCCGUCUACAACUUUUGUGUCACGGUUGAUGAUGCAACAAUGCACAUUUCCCAUGUCAUAAGAGCAGAAGAGCAUUUACCUAACACAUUGAGACAGGCACUUAUAUACAAAGCUCUCGGGUUUUCCAUGCCUCAUUUUGCACAUGUUUCUUUAAUUCUUGCUCCUGACAAGAGUAAGUUAUCAAAAAGGCACGGUGCCACGUCUGUGGGUCAGUUCAGGGAAAUGGGAUAUCUACCACAAGCUAUGGUGAAUUAUCUAGCGCUUCUUGGUUGGGGUGAUGGUACAGAAAAUGAAUUUUUCACAAUUGACGAGCUUGUCAGUAAGUUUUCUAUUAGCCGUGUCAACAAAAGUGGAGCUGUAUUUGAUUCUACAAAGCUAAGAUGGAUGAAUGGUCAACACUUGAGAGCCCUUCCAUCCAAUGACUUGGUUAAGAUCUUAGGGGAACGUUGGAGGACUGCUGGAUUGUUCUCAGAAUCUGAAGGAGAGUUUGUAGAAGAAGCAGCAACUUUAUUGAAGGAUGGAAUUGACUUGGUAACAGAUGCAGACAAGGUGCUGUCUGACUUGCUUGCUUAUCCAUUGCAUUCUACUUUGGCAAGCUCUGAAGGUCAGGCUAUUGUGGAGGACAAAAUUUCUGAAGUUGCUGGCAGCUUAAUCUCAGCAUAUGACAGUGGAGAGUUUUAUGGUGCUCUUCAAGAGGGCCCUGGUGGCUGGCAGAAAUGGGUGAAGAACCUUGGGAAAUCACUGAAGCGCAAGGGUAAAGCACUUUUCAUGCCCAUUCGAGUUUUGCUGACUGGGAAGCUCCAUGGCCCUGAUAUGGGCUCAAGCAUUUUGGUGCUGCACAAAGCAGGCACUUGUGGAGUGAUCACAACUGAAGUUGGUUUUAAGACGUUGGACGAGAGGUUCAAAAUUUUAAGAGAGAUUGAUUGGGAAGCUAUUUCCAAAGACAAACAAGCAGAGCCUGUUGCCACCGUCUCCCACUAGCAUCUCCGAUGUUAUACGUUUAGGGCAGUGUGCAUUUUUCUCCAUCAUUCAUCUCUCUCUCGAUGAGCAGUAGUUUUAGUUGUGGAGUUUACUUUUUCCACAGUUUUGAUGACAAACGUGCCUUUUAUGUAUUUUUCUCCUCCAUUUGUUUUGGUAGGAGUGCAGUGUGUUGUGGUCUGGGUGAUAGCUAAUUUUUUGUUUCUCCAAUUGUGUCUUUGUUUAAUUAUUUCUUCUCUUUUGUUUUUCAUGUA
Messenger RNA from Nymphaea colorata (pocket water lily), 2117 nucleotides. RefSeq names its product glutamate--tRNA ligase, chloroplastic/mitochondrial. NCBI's taxonomy places the organism in Eukaryota, Viridiplantae, Streptophyta, Magnoliopsida, Nymphaeales, Nymphaeaceae. The transcript has 13 exons. Gene Ontology annotation, biological process: glutamyl-tRNA aminoacylation. The record is from RefSeq and is a predicted model, not a curated record. Gene Ontology annotation, molecular function: tRNA binding; zinc ion binding; glutamate-tRNA ligase activity. Bases 160 to 1866 code for a protein of 568 amino acids.